Messenger RNA from Cladophialophora yegresii CBS 114405, 972 nucleotides. RefSeq lists its product as uncharacterized. The coding region runs from base 1 to 972 and encodes 323 amino acids. Lineage: Eukaryota; Fungi; Ascomycota; Eurotiomycetes; Chaetothyriales; Herpotrichiellaceae. The record is from RefSeq and is a predicted model, not a curated record. The transcript has a single exon.
AUGUCCCCCCAUCUGAAAUGGUCCUCAGAAUCGCUCCCUUCGCUUGAGGGACGGACUUAUGUAGUGACGGGCGGCAACACCGGUAUUGGCUGGUGGACAGUCUAUCAUCUGGCAUUGCACGGCGCAACGGUAUACCUGAUCUCUCGCUCGUCAGAGAAAGGCACCUCGGCAGUCGCGUCAAUUACGGCUUCAAUCAAGCAGACCAAACCCGAACUUGUGCCCAGAAUCCACCUGCUUCUGAUGGACCACAUGUCCCUGAAGUCGGUCGUGGCCGCGGCGAAGCACAUCCGCUCGCAAUGCACCAGCUUACACGGCAUUGUCAACUCCGCAGGGAUCAUGGCCACGCCCUUCCAACUCAGCGAGGAUGGCUACGAGGCACAGUGGCAGACCAACUACCUCGCUCACUGGCUCCUCACCUACCACCUGCUACCACUGAUGACGGCGACGGCUAGCACGUCUCCCUUGGGGACCGUACGCGUCGUCAAUGUCAGCUCCAUGGGCCACGCGGCCACCUUGAAAGAAGGCAUCGAUUUCGAGGACACGAGUCUGGAGAACCACUUUACCUUCCGUCGCUACGCGCAGAGCAAAUUGGCCAACAUUUUGCAUGCACAAGCUUUGCAUGCCCGGUACAACUCGCCCAUAGCCGCAGAAGGCCACCCGCACAUUUGGGCCGUCUCUUUGCAUCCGGGCAACAUCGACACGCAGUUGAACAAGAGAUCCUGGGGUGGGUCGACUCUGGUGCCGCUUCUGAGAUGUAUGGGAGCCUACAUCGAGCCUGAGCAAGGGAGCUUCAAUUCGCUGUGGGCAGUCGCGGGGAAGGAGAUGACGAAGGAGAUGUCGGGCGGUUAUUUUGUGCCCGUGGGUGAAAGAAAGACGCCCAGUAAACAAGCGCAGGAUUCGACCUUAGCCGACAGGCUUUGGGACUGGACUGAGCGGGAGAUGAGGGAAAAGGGCUUCUUAGAGAUGAGAUAA